UUGGCUGGCGGGGCGGUUGGCGCGAAUCGUCUCCAUGGCGACGCGUAAACAAAUGGCGGCGGCCAGGCCUGAGUGGGGACGGGGCUGGUAGCGGAGUUCUCUCCUUCUCCUCCCUCUUUAUGGCGGGCAGCGAGGAGAGAAGGAGAGCAGGCAGCAUCGGGGAGCCGCUUCCCCCUUCUCACGAGCCGCCCCUCGCACAGGGGUUCCCCGAGGAGCAGCCGCGGCUCGGCCCGCCUCACCGCGAGCAUGAGGAGGAGGACGGCGAAGAGGAAGAGUCAGAGCGCGCCGAGGGGGUGUUGGAUGAAGACACUGCUGCUGAGGGACUCCACACCUUGGGCUACUCAGCCCCUGGGACUGAAUAUGUUUAUCUUCAUCUCUCACUUCCAGGUCGUGGGUUGAGUGACAUCAGCAUUCUCUCUGGAUACACUCACCUGCAGAAAAUGGAGCUUUCCUCUAAUAAAAUUAAUGAUCUUUCCUGUAUCAGUCACAUGCCUUAUUUACUAGAGCUGAAUGCUUCCAAAAACCAACUGACCACAUUCUUCAAUUUUAAAGCACCUAAAAACCUCAGGGAAGCAGAUUUUUCAUACAAUCAAAUCCCAAAAAUGCAAGAUUUGUCAGCAUACCACUCACUUACCAAACUCCUGCUGGAUUUUAAUGAGAUUGAGGAGAUCAGAGGGCUGGAGAAGUGUCACAGCCUGACCCAGCUGGGAUUGUCACACAACAAACUCACUGCCAUCAGGGGCCUGCAGAAUCUGCCCAUCAAAAUCCUCAACCUGAGCUUUAACCAGAUUGAGAAGGUGAAUGGGCUGAAGAACUUGAAAAAGCUGCAGAGGGUGGAUCUGUCCAAUAAUAAAAUAAACAGUCUGCAAGGCCUGGAGGAACAUGAUCUACUGGAGUUCAUCAACCUGGAGGAAAACCAGGUGGCUGAGCUGAGUGAGCUUAAAUGGAUUGAAGAUCUGCCUCUCCUCAGGGUUUUAAAUCUUCUUAAAAACCCUCUACAGGAAGAAGAUUGUUAUUGGCUCUCAGCGAUUUUCAUGUUGCUCCAAGUCACAGAACUGGAUCUCAAGAAGGUUUCAGUGGAAGAAAAGGUUGCUGCUGUGAAUAAUCAGGACCCUCCUCCAGAAGUUGUGGCUGCUGAGGAUCACAUCAUUCACGUUUUGCACAACAUUCAGCAGCCCCAGAGAGUCCUGCACAGCACUUUGCCUGGUGCUGAUGAAGACUACCCCAUGCUGGUGUUACUGGGGCCUCUGGCUGGUGGGAAGAGGCAACUUUCCCUCAAAAUCUGCAGAAAAUUCAAGAAUUCUUUCAGAUUUGGGCCCUGUCACACCACCAGGACAGCUUAUUUUGGGGAAGAGAACAGACUGGAUUAUUAUUUCAUUUCUCAAAAAGCAUUUGAAGAAAUGGUGACAGCAGGGAAUUUUCUGCUAACCUACACAUACAGUGGCCACAGCUAUGGACUGGCAAGAGACACGGUGGAAUCCAUAGCCAGGGAGGGGCUGGCUACCUGUGUCCACCUGGAAAUAGAGGGUGUCCGUAGCUUGAAAAAUACCCACUUUAAACCCAGGUACAUCCUGCUGGUCCCAAAGGACAAAAAGAAAUAUGAGGAACAUCUGAGGAGAACAGGAUUGUUCAGCAGGGCAGAAAUUGAAGAGGCAGUGGCCAGAGUGGACAUGUACCUGCAAAUAAAUCAGGAUUUCCCUGGAUAUUUCCAUGCAGUCAUCAACACAGAUGAGCUGGAUGAGGCAUUCACAGAGCUGAGUCACCUCGUGAAGAUCUACCUGGGCUUGGAGCCUCCUGAAUUUUUGGACAACAUCCAAGGCACCAAGAGCAGGGCAGGCUCCAGAACUCAGCUGUUGCCAGAGGAAGAACCAUCCCCAGGAGAAGUCAGUGACUUCUUGGAACCUUCUCCCAAAAAUUAUCCCAGAGACCUCCAGGAUGUGCUGAAUGCAGCACCAGGAUCUGUGGUAAGGUGCUGGAUCCCAAAAUCCUGGGAGGUUUUUUGAGC
Ficedula albicollis (Collared flycatcher) is the source of this 2005-nucleotide messenger RNA. RefSeq names its product leucine-rich repeats and guanylate kinase domain containing (gene LRGUK). Bases 120 to 2003 code for a protein of 627 amino acids. The transcript has 16 exons. Gene Ontology annotation, cellular component: cytosol. The record is from RefSeq and is a predicted model, not a curated record. Gene Ontology annotation, molecular function: protein binding; GMP kinase activity. NCBI's taxonomy places the organism in Eukaryota, Metazoa, Chordata, Aves, Passeriformes, Muscicapidae.